This is a messenger RNA of Eupeodes corollae, 1570 nucleotides long. RefSeq lists its product as uncharacterized. The coding region runs from base 426 to 1511 and encodes 361 amino acids. Gene Ontology annotation, molecular function: DNA binding. Gene Ontology annotation, cellular component: nucleus; transcription regulator complex. NCBI's taxonomy places the organism in Eukaryota, Metazoa, Arthropoda, Insecta, Diptera, Syrphidae. The transcript has 2 exons. The record is from RefSeq and is a predicted model, not a curated record. Gene Ontology annotation, biological process: regulation of transcription by RNA polymerase II.
UUUUUUUCCCCCAUUACUCAACAACAUUCGCUCGGAUCGGCUCGGCUCUUGACUCUUGCCGUUGCCACUGCCACGGAACCAGCACCAGCAAAAACACCACUACCACGACCACUGCCGCCGUCGUCGUCGUCACCUCGGCCGCCGUAUUGAUUCCUCUUGUGUGAGAAAUACGUAGGUACCUAUCUAAAAACUCGCUCCUAUGUACAUUGUACGUAGGUACAGAUACCAAAAAACCGACACCUUCAUUUCAUUUAUUACUGUGAUGUGAAGUGAAUGUGACAAAAGUGUACCCAAAAAACAAAAAUCCAAAACACCAUUUUAUUGGAACUCUGUGCAUUUUUGUUAUUGAAACAAAAUAUUACGCUUAUCAAAAUAAUAACAAACAAAUAAAAAGAAAAAAACAUUAUUAAAAGAUACAAUUAAAAAUGGGAGGCGAUAGAAAUAUUGGCCGUUGUCGUGUUAUACGAAAAAAGAUUGAAAUGGACGAUGAGAAACUUAUAGAUUGUGUCCGCAGAAAUCCCUCACUUUAUGAACUUGAUCACAAACAGUAUGGCAGUGGAGUUUCCAGGGCAAAAACAUGGAAAGCCAUUGGCGCAGAACUUAAAAGACAUCCUCUAUUCUGUAAGAAAAGAUGGGGCAACAUACGGGAUAAUUAUAAAAAAGCUAUGAAAAAAUAUAAUUCACGUCUAGCUCAAGGUUAUACCAAAUUAAAAAAAUACAAAUUCUGUGAUAAAUUAGAUUUCCUAGAAAAUCAUUUGGAUGAAAAUAUCGAAAAUAAACAUAAUAAAAAUCACGAUGAACAAUGUUCAAAUGAAACAUCCUUAGAAGUUAAAUGUGAACCAGAUAUAAUAAAUCCAGAAUUUGAUGAUAAUAGUUUGUUGUAUGAUAAUAGCAACAAUAAUUUUAAUCAUCAAGAUCAAAAUAAUCAAUAUUAUGAUGAUUAUUAUAUAAAUAUAAAUCAACCUAUAGAUUCACAAUAUGAAAGCAAUCAUAAUCACCAGAAUCGACAUCAACUGCAAUUGCAAAAUCAUCAGCAAAUUGAAGAUGAUACAACAACUGAAGAAUUUGAUAAUUAUAGUCAAGCAGAUACCAGAAUUAGUGAAGGAGUCGCAGCGGAAGGAAUAGACCUUGGAGUCGAUGAAGAAGACAAUGAAGGCGAAAAAGAAGACGAAGACGAUUGCAGCAAUUUCGUCGUCGGGAAACAACACACGUUGAAACUUGAAAAUUCUACACACUUAGGUCUGAGAAAGAGGAAGAGAAAACUAGAAGAAUCUGCUACUUGUGAAGUAUCAAAAGCAAAAUCAAUGAGAUAUAUUGUGGAGAGAGUUGAAGAAGAUAGAUUUGUUGAACGACAUCCUGUUGAUGCAUUUUUAUCGGGUAUUGCACCAACAUUGAAAAGUCUAUCGCCGUAUUACUUAAGUUUGGCCAAAACACAAAUUUAUUCAAUAGUACAAGAAUACGAAAUGGCAAUGAUCAUGGAGCAAAGGAAUGAAAAUCAUCAUCGAGUUUAACUUAGAGACAGAAAAUAUAUAUAAUUUAUAAUAAGAUAUAAUUUUAGUAUUCAAAAUUA